Messenger RNA from Babesia microti strain RI, 276 nucleotides. RefSeq lists its product as hypothetical. Lineage: Eukaryota; Apicomplexa; Aconoidasida; Piroplasmida; Babesiidae. The record is from RefSeq and is a predicted model, not a curated record. The coding region runs from base 1 to 276 and encodes 91 amino acids. The transcript has 3 exons.
AUGAAGUGGUUAUUCAAAAUAUCAUCAGCGUUUAUCAUCUAUUUGUCCAUCUACUUGUAUGUAUUAGUGAUUCCUGAUAAGAAUUUAUUACAUAUAUUGUUUCUUUUAUUGCCCUUUGUUGGAAUAUUCGCAUUAGCUAUAUAUUCUAUCUAUUUCGUUUAUUUGGGAGUGGCAUCUCAUUCUUAUGAUGAUAGACUGCUACAGGAUCUUAUGAAGGACUUGGAUAGGGCGAGAAACUCACUAGAAUCAAGGGGGUUCAAAUUCACACGAAAAUAA